Epithele typhae is the source of this 426-nucleotide messenger RNA. RefSeq names its product ribosomal protein L44-domain-containing protein. Gene Ontology annotation, cellular component: cytosolic large ribosomal subunit; ribosome. Lineage: Eukaryota; Fungi; Basidiomycota; Agaricomycetes; Polyporales; Epitheliaceae. The annotation marks the transcript as partial. The record is from RefSeq and is a predicted model, not a curated record. The transcript is spliced from 4 exons. Gene Ontology annotation, molecular function: structural constituent of ribosome. Gene Ontology annotation, biological process: translation.
ACAGACUGCAAGGGCAAGACCUGCAAGAAGCACACGCCCCACAAGGUCACCCAGUACAAGAAGGGCAAGGAUUCGUUGGCGGCGCAGGGCAAGCGUCGUUACGACCGUAAGCAGUCGGGUUACGGUGGUCAAACGAAGCCCGUCUUCCACAAGAAGGCUAAGACGACCAAGAAGGUCGUGCUCCGGCUGGAGUGCACUGUGUGCAAGUACAAGAUGCAGCUCUCGCUCAAGCGCUGCAAGCACUUCGAGCUCGGUGGUGAGAAGAAGACGAAGGGUGCCGCUCUCCAGUUCGUGAGUACCUCUGACUUCCUUAGCUCGCGUGCAGUGCUCAUCGUUUGCCCAUUAGUGAUUGCUCUCGCAUCGUCUCUUCUUUCUUGUCCCUCUCCAUAUUAUCGCAGCCACUAUCUACCAUCCUGCACCAUGUAG